Molecule: messenger RNA, 3338 nt
Organism: Dunckerocampus dactyliophorus (ringed pipefish)
Lineage: Eukaryota; Metazoa; Chordata; Actinopteri; Syngnathiformes; Syngnathidae
Gene: psd2
Product: pleckstrin and Sec7 domain containing 2
Exons: 15
Coding region: 460-3150 (896 amino acids)
Biological process (GO): regulation of ARF protein signal transduction
Molecular function (GO): protein binding; phospholipid binding; guanyl-nucleotide exchange factor activity
Source: RefSeq, a predicted model, not a curated record
CUGAUAUCUUUUUAAUGUAUUCCAGCUUGUCAUCAGUAGGUUACUCCUUGGUUCUAUAAUCCUCCCCCUGCAGGCUCCGCUGCCUCAUAUCAACAGGGCCAGGAGACGCGUCCUGUUCUCACGGUGCGCCGGAGCAUCCUAGCCACCCGCUGAAACACUCUUGUGGGGCAUCGCGUGGAGGCGGGGACGGUCGUCCAUCCGUCCAUUCACCGUCGUCCUCCGUCGCCUGGACGUCCUCCGAACGGAGGCGCGCAAGACAGGGGAAAAGAGAGAGAGAAAGGGGAGGGAGAAACGAACCCGUCUGCUCGUUUUAUUCCCCGGUGUGGAUGUACGGAGACAGAGCGGGGAAGAGGAGCCAUUCAGGGACCAAUUUUACCGCAUCCUACCCAGUUGCUGAUCUGAACCUCUGGUCCUCACCUCUGACCAGAGUGCACAACCCAGUCUAAAGUGAAGAGCAACAUGACCCAGGAGGGGCAGGCUUUGCUGUCUCCCACCCCACCAGAGAACCCAGCAGAGCCAAUUACCAACAGCAGCGACCUGCCCACGGAGGCUCAGAACCAGGCAGAGCAAGACAAACCUGGUUCUGAAGACUUAGAAGAAGGAAAACAAGAAGACAACAUCAGCAAGGAAGUAGAGGAAACACGGGGGGAGGCACACUGUAAUGUUGAAGGCAGGGCAGAAAUAAAGAAAGAGGGAGGAGAGGGUAUUCACCAUCACCAGACAGACAAGGAGGAGGAGGAGAGGGAUGCGGCAAAUGGGAAUGGAUGCAGAAAUCAUAAGGUGAGAUCAACGGAGGAGGAGGAAACACAUGCUGCAGAUGAGAUGAAAGAGGAAGAGGAGGGUAACGAGAAUGAAGAGAUGCAACCACAAACAGAGGAGGAAGCAGCUCAGCCCCAGCAAGCUGGACGAUUAACCAAUGGCAUGAAUGAGCAUCCAGAAGAUGAGGAAGGUGGCAAAGAGGACCAUGAAGGAGCCGAGGGCGGGACACACUUAGACACUUUUAGCUCUGACUUUGAAACCACUGUGGAACAGGCUGACACAGAAGUGGAGGAGGAGGAGGAAGACGUGCCAAAAGAAGAAGGUGGGAGAGGAAACCAGGACAGUUUCAGCUCAGCGUUUGAGCAGAUUGUUGAGCAGGUGCAAGAGGAAGAAGAAGAGGAAGAGGAGAGGGAGUUGAAGAAAGAGACAGGCAAACGUCAAGUGGACAACAAAGAUGGUUUCAGCUCCACGUUUGAGCGUAUUGUGGAGUCUGCCCUGCUGAGGGGCGGGACCUGUUACAGCAGCCUAGACUCUCUGGAUGUGCUGUCGCUUACAGAUGAGACUGACAGCUGUGUUAGCUUUGAAGCGCCACUGACACCACUCAUCCAACAGAGGGCUCUCUUACAGGGCCCAGAGCCUCUGGAGCUAGAGCUGGAAACUGUUCAGGAACAGGAAGGGGCUGAGGCUGGACCAGAUGCCCCAGGUAGUGAGCUCAGGGCUGGAUCUGUGGCUGGAGUAAGCGGAAGCCCUCUGAGAACCACUAUACCAGGGAGCCGGUCAGAGUUUGUUCUGAGUCAACCUGGACGCUGGGCCAUCCCGAAUGGAUACCAUACUGAUUCCCAGGGAGCCAUGCAGAAUUCUGUCAGCGAUGCCAACCUCACAGACGUGCUGUCUGACUCAGACGAGUGCGAUUUGGGCAGUCUGGAGCAUUUGGAGCGCGGUAGUACAGACACUUUGGCCAAUGGCUGCCGAGCUGACUAUGAAGCUGCCAAAAGGCUCGCCAAGCGCCUUUAUCACCUCGAGGGCUUCAAGCGCUGUGAUGUGGCCAGACACCUGGGCAAGAAUAAUGACUUCAGUCAGUUGGUGGCGUCAGAGUACCUGAGCUUCUUUGACUUCUCCGGCUUGUCUCUGGAUCGGGCUCUAAGGAACUUUUUAAAAGCCUUCCCACUGAUGGGGGAGACGCAGGAAAGAGAGCGAGUCCUUGUGCACUUCUCCAAACGCUUCUGCCACUGCAAUCAACAAACAAUCACGUCUGAAGAUGGAGCUCAUACCCUAACCUGUGCCCUCAUGCUGCUCAACACAGAUCUACAUGGACAUAACAUUGGGAAGAAGAUGUCUUGCCAGCAGUUCAUUAGUAACCUAGAUGGCCUCAACAAUGGCAAAGACUUUCCCAAAGACUUACUGAAGGUCUUAUAUAACUCUAUCAAGAAUGAGAAGCUUGAGUGGGCUGUUGAAGAAGAAGAGCUAAGGAAGAGCCUGUCAGAGCUGGUGGAGGAGCAGUGUGAGGGCGGGAGUAAACGUGUUGCCAGGGUAACGGACAGCAAUAACCCUUUCAUCGCCAUCCCCAUCCUCCUCAACGCCGUAACCUACAAACAUGGAGUGCUGACUCGCAAAAGCCACGCUGAUAUGGAUGGCAAAAGGACCCCAAGGGGUCGUCGUGGUUGGAAGAAGUUCUAUGCGGUUCUGAAGGGGAUGAUCCUAUAUCUUCAGAAGGAUGAAUAUAAGCCAGAUGCAGACAUUUCUGAGGUGGAUCUGAAGAACGCUGUGCGGAUCCACCACGCUUUAGCCACUCGUGCCACUGAUUACAGCAAGAGAGCCAACGUACUCAAGCUCAAAACCUCAGACUGGAGAGUUUUCCUGCUACAGGCCCCAAGCGAGGAGGAGAUGAUGUCGUGGAUCUUCCGGAUAAAUCUUGUGGCAGCACUCUUCUCUGCUCCAGCCUUCCCUGCUGCUAUUGGCUCCAUGAAGAAAUUCUGUCGUCCCAUUUUGCCGUCCUCAUCCACAAGACUUAAUCAGGAGGAGCAGCUGCUGAGUCACGAGAGCAAGCUGAAGCAGAUGAGCCUUGAGCUGGAAGAGCACAGGAAAAACCCGCCCUCAUCUGACCCCAAAAGCCGCGAGUGGGAGGAGUAUCGGCUGAAAGAGCACUACCUCACAUACGAGAAGACUCGCUAUGAGACGUACAUCAGCCUCCUUCAGGCCAAAAUCUGCACUGAGACGGACGAUCUGGAGAAGAUUGAGGCCAGCGUGGUGGGUGGCCUGAUGAUGGAGGGUACCCUGGCGGGCCGCGAUUACCACCUUCGCAAGACACAGUCCUCGCCGUCCAUCAGCCAAGCUCACAGUGGCUUAAACGGGAGGGGCGCUGGAUGCUCUGCCCCGGGACAGAUGAGCUGAGGGGGGAUCACAGAGACCACAGCCCUCAAAAUAAGAUCCCUCAAAGCCAAAUCCAGUGUCAUCGGGUUCUCAGUUUGUCCGAAUGGGAAUCCUUCGUAGAAUUUAUCAACCCUGGUGAUAAGUUUCCUUAAGCAAUAGAUGAAGAACACCCGCCAUGAUAGAUCCCCCCCUCCCCGCCCUCUUCAACC